Molecule: messenger RNA, 2834 nt
Organism: Manihot esculenta (cassava)
Lineage: Eukaryota; Viridiplantae; Streptophyta; Magnoliopsida; Malpighiales; Euphorbiaceae
Exons: 12
Coding region: 210-2771 (853 amino acids)
Biological process (GO): L-arabinose metabolic process
Molecular function (GO): alpha-L-arabinofuranosidase activity
Source: RefSeq, a predicted model, not a curated record
UCCUAUUCUCCCUCCAAAAACAUAUCUCAUCUCUCUCUCCUUAAACUGUAAUCUGUAUAAAAGGCACUCUGGAUAGAGUUCUACUUAGAAUUUCCUCUCUCAGAGAUCUUCGUUUGUUCUUCUCGUCUCUUGUAUUUUUAAGCCUAAAGAUUUCUUCCUUUUUGUUUUUCUCUUUCGUUUUCUCAUAUGAGCUUCAAAACUACGUAUUAAUGGAGAGAAAAAUGAAGGGUGCUGUGCUCAUUAAUGUAUUAGUUCUGCUACUGCUAUAUGGAUUUGCCAUGGGCAAGGAGUGCACAAACACCAUCCCAGGCAUGAGUUUACAAUAUGAAAUUGCAUCAACAAAAAAUGAGACAUGGAAAAAACAGAUGUUUUCUCAAUUCAAGGUGAAUACAGUGUAUGAGAAAACAGCAAAUGUGUCGAAAGGCAGCACUUUGAAUUGGAAAAAGAUUUCUGAUCAAAUCACCAAAGCUGUCAAGUCCAAUCCUCCUCGACAUCUUCUCAAGGAAGUUUCAUUACAUGAUGUUAGGUUGGAACCAGAUUCACCCCACUGGAGAGCUCAACAGACAAAUUUAGAGUACCUGCUGAUGCUGGAUGCUGAUAGAUUGGUCUGGAGCUUCAGGAAAACAUCAGGCCUGCCCACUCCUGGCAAACCAUACGGGGGCUGGGAAGCACCAGAUAUUGAGCUCAGGGGUCAUUUUGUAGGACAUUACUUGAGUGCCACAGCAAAAAUGUGGGCUAGCACUCACAAUACAACUCUCCGACAGAAAAUGUCUGCAGUUGUUUCGGCUCUUUCAGAUUGUCAGCAGAAAGUGGGAACAGGUUACAUUUCUGCUUUUCCAACUGAGCAAUUUGAUCGCUAUGAAUCUCUUGUAUAUGUGUGGGCACCAUAUUACACCAUUCAUAAGAUAAUGUCAGGUCUUCUGGAUCAACAUACAAUUGCUCAAAAUCGUCAAGCUCUGAAAAUGCUGACUUGGAUGGUUGAUUACUUCUACAACCGUAUUCAAAAUGUUAUUUUAGAGUUCAGUCUGGCAAGACACUAUGCAGCUCUUAAUGAGGAAACUGGUGGCAUGAAUGAUGUUCUUUAUAGGUUGUACUCCAUUACGAGAAAUCCUAAGCAUUUAGUGAUGGCUCAACUCUUCGACAAACCAUGCUUUCUAGGGGAGCUUGCAGUACAGGCUAAUGACCUAGCUGGUUUCCAUGUCAAUACGCAUAUCCCAAUUGUUAUUGGAUCACAAAUGAGGUAUGAAGUCAUCGGUGAUCCUCUUCACAAGAGUAUAGCAAUGUACUUCAUGGACAUAAUUAAUUCUACACACAGUUUCGCUACAGGGGGGACAUCCAUUGAUGAACACUGGAAAGAACCAAGUCGCCUAGCAUCCUAUCUAGUGCCAAAUAAUGAGGAAUCAUGUACAACUCAUAACAUGCUAAAGGUUUCUCGCAAUCUUUUUAGAUGGACUAAAGCAAUGGCUUAUGCAGAUCAUUAUGAGCGUGCACUGACUAAUGGUGUACUGAGUGUCCAAAGAGGAACAGAGCCAGGAGUCAUGAUUUAUUUUCUUCCACUUGGUCCUGGGAAUACCAAGGCUAUAAGCAGCCAUGGCUGGGGAACACCUUUUAAUUCUUUCUGGUGCUGCUACGGCACAGCAAUUGAAUCAUUCUCAAAAUUGGGAGAUUCCAUUUAUUUUGAAGACAGAGGAAAAGUCCCAAGACUUUACAUCAUCCAAUAUAUAUCCAGCUCUUUCAACUGGUAUCAUGGACAGACUGUGAUUAAUCAGAAAGUUGAGCCUGUUAUUUCAUGGGAUCCUUACCUUAAAGUGAUAAUAAAGACUUCAGCUCUUCCAAGCUCAGAGGGAAGAAGCCAAUUCUCUACCUUGAAACUGCGGAUACCAAUUUGGACAAAUGUAAGUGGUGCUAAGGCAGCAAUAAACGAAGAAAAUCUAAAACUACCAGCUCCAGGUAAUUUCCUAUCAGUCACUAGAAAAUGGGCUCCUAACGACACAUUAACCCUCCAGCUGCCUAUUAAUUUGAGACUAGAGGCAAUUAAAGAUGACAGGCCUGAAUAUGCUUCCGUUAAGGCAAUACUUUAUGGCCCUUAUCUGCUUGCGGGGCAUUCCGACGGCGACUGGAACAUCAAAACUGGAAAUGCAACUUCCCUUUCAGAUUGGAUAACUCCAAUCCCUCAUACUUAUAAUAACCAUUUGGUCACUUUUACCCAACAGUCAGGAAACUCAACCUUUUUCUUGAUGAACUCAAGCCAAAUCAUUAUAAUGGGAAACUCUGCUCGAUUUGGCAAUAAUACUGCUCUUCAGGCCACUUUCAGGCUCGUUUUUGCUGACAAAUCUCCUUCAAACGUUUUAUCUACUCAGGAUGCCAUUGGAAAGACGGUGAUGCUAGAACCAUUUGAUCAUCCAGGAAUGCUAGUAGUGGUUCGAGCAGAUAAAACACUGGCGAUUGGAGACCAGGGACCUUCUGCUUUCCACUUGAUCGCAGGGUUGGAUGCAAAAGGAACAGUAUCUCUGGAGUCAGAAACACACAAGGGCUGUUUUGUUUACGGCGCUGUGACUAAACAUUCAGGUCGACGCUUGGCGCUCAAGUGCGACUUGGAUGUAUCGAAUUCUAAGGAUGCUCAUGCUGCCAGCUUCGUAAUGCGGAAGGGAAUGAGUAGAUACCAUCCUAUCAGCUUUGUGGCAAGAGGAGCAACAAGGAAUUUUCUUUUGGAGCCAUUGCUGAACUAUAAAAAUGAAACAUAUACUGUUUAUUUCAACAUUCAUGCUUAAGAACUGUUGACAGUCACAGGGUUGGAAAUAAAAAUUUUGAACAAGGAAUUCGCAUGAAUCCUA